AUGAAGUUCCACAUGAGAUUGAAGUGUCAAACGAUAGUGGUAUUGUGUUACGCUGUUCUAUCAACAGCUGAUCAAGAAUAUGACAAUAAAGUAACGAAAGUUUGGUCCUUGUCCCGUGUUUCCGACAAAGAUGAUACAGCAGUUGUAAAUGUGACCAGUGCCUCAAUAGUGAUACCUUCAAGCUACAGUAACGACCCAGGCAUAACAAGGACGGCGAGAAUCUCACAAAAUUUCAAGCCGUACGUUUUUCGACCCCGUGCAGUACCUUUAAAGAAACUAGAACAACCACCACAGGAAAAGAGUGUGUAUUAUACCCAUGACAACAAGUAUAAAACGGAGAUACUUUUCCCUGGUAAUUAUUUUGCAAUUCCCAAAGAGAAAAGUGUUGACAGUGCAAGAGGUAACUCUUACAACCCUCUUAGUGGUGGACCGUUCGAACCGAAAGCCAUUCCCUUAAUUAGAGACCAGGGUUUUGGUAAAAGAUCACUAGAUGUGAGCUUAGAACCAGCAGAAGAUGAUUCUGAACAGAGUUCAGAUGAAAGCCCAGAACAACAGGCUACUAGAAGAUCAUUAUCAUAUAUCUUAGGGGCUGAAGAAGACGAAGACCUUGAUGAUGAAGAUGGAGAGUAUGAAGAAGAGGAAGAAGACCCUGAAUCAAAGAAAGGAGGUUAUAACAUCAAGAAAAAGAUUAAGAAGAAGGCAAGAAAAGUUAAAAAGUACUCCAAAUAUAUGAUGCCGUUACUCCUUGCGUACAAAUUGAAAUAUUUUGCUUUGAUACCGCUCAUGAUUGGAGGUUUAGUUUUACUGGUAGGAGCGACUGGACUUGCUGGAUUCUUCUUUGCACUGUUCGCAGCAGUGAUGGGCUUACAAAAGGGAGGCUAC
Brenthis ino (lesser marbled fritillary) is the source of this 882-nucleotide messenger RNA. The record is from the annotation of a GenBank genome assembly. NCBI's taxonomy places the organism in Eukaryota, Metazoa, Arthropoda, Insecta, Lepidoptera, Nymphalidae.